UGUGUGUUUAUUUUUCCUAGAGACAUAGCUGGAGGCACUGUGAAUCCCAGUAUCUCUCAAAAGCAAAGAGAUCCAGGUCUGUCGGAUUGCCACAGGAAGUGCACCAGUGCACCAGAGGUGGAAGCAUACAGAAGAGACCCUGUCUGGACAUUGAAAGACCUGCUCCCCUGGAUGUCAAUAACUACAGCUUCCACUCUAUACUUGGACGAGGAGGCUUUGGCUGGGUGAUGUUGGCUUCUUUUAGGCCAAAGAAACAACUUGUGGCAAUGAAGAUCUUGACGAAGGAGUCUGAGAAGAACGACUGCCAUGCCAUCGCUAAAGAGGCCCGUCUACUAAAAAUCAGCAGAGAAUGUGCAUUUUUAUGUCAAUCUUAUGCAGUUUUUCAGUCAGAGCUGGAAGCCUUCUUUGUCCUGGAAUAUGCCAGUGGGAAGUCUUUAGGGCAAAUGAUUUCGAGUGAAGGAAAGCUACCAACAUCAACAAUCAGGUUCUACACAGCAGAGAUGGUGGUUGCCCUCCAGUUCCUGCAUUCCAAGGGAAUCAUUCAUCGUGAUCUCAAGCCGGACAACAUAUUGAUCGAUAAAGACGGCCAUAUAAAGAUCUGCGACUUUGGUAUUGCAGAAGAAAACAUCAUUGGCCAGAGGAAGACCUACGGCUUAGCAGGAACCCCUGGAUACCGGGCACCAGAGAUUCUAUCAUAUGAGGACUACAAUGCAGCCGUGGAUUGGUGGUCUUUUGGGGUUACAAUGUACAAAAUGGCCACAGGAGUCUUGCCGUUUUCAGCAGCAGGCAGCAUUCAAAAACAACGUUUGGUAAUUAUUAUGAAACCACCAACUUACCCAUGUGAUAUGAACGAGGAAAUGCUGGACCUCCUGCCUAAGCUUUUGGAAAUGAAUGCGACUCAACGGAUUGGACUGAAUGGUAACAUCAGGGAGCAUGCUUUCUACAGCACCAUCAACUGGGAAGAUCUGGAGAACCGAAGACUGGAGACCCCUUUUCAGCCAGGAAUGCCACCUGUAGACGACUUCGAAGAAUUUCCGAUAACGUUCUCCCGUCAAAGUUCCAGUGAAAAAAACAAUCUGAAAGAUUUCUCUGAAGUUGAUCCCAACUGGAACUGGCAGGAGUAAGGCAUUACCUUUGUUCUAACAUGGGACACCAUCUUUAGUUGCUGCCUGUAACAACCUGAGGCCCUUAACAUCAUACCAUAUUUGGCAAGCUCCACCCCUAAACAACCAAUCCACCUGUAUUGUCAAACCUAAACCAUCUCCUGUGAAUGUCACCUGGUUCUACCAUCAACACCAGCACCAGACGGGAUCUUUGACUGUAGCUUCUAAAGGAUGGAAAUAGAAAGGUACUGUGGUGAGUUUACAUCUUGAAUGAAGAUUACUAAAUAAAACCAGUUUACACCCCCCCCCCCCCAAACUUCUGCCUCCCUCCUAUUUCCUUACCCAUGAUUAACCCUCAUCCUAAGUGGCUCACGCCAGUGGCAUAAUCAUAAAGGAAGUAGACCCCAUGGCCGCGGGGGGCCCGGUCUACUUCCUUUAUAUUGUCUCUCUCCUACUCCCUUAUCCCUGAUUUCCCUCAUCCUGAUCAGUAAACCACACCCCAAACCUCUGUCACUCUCUUAUUCCCUCACCUAUGAUUAACCCCUUUCCUAAAUGGGCCACGCCAGUGGCAUAAUUAUAAAGGAAGUAGACCCCAUGGCCGCGGGGGGCCCGGUCUACUUCCUUUAUACUGUUUCCUCCUACUCCCUUUCCUCUGAUUUCCCUCAAUCCUAAUCAUUACACAACACCUCAAACAUCUGCCUUCCUCCUAUUCCUUUACCUGUGAUUAACCCUUUUCCUAAGCAGUGGUGUAACUAUAAAGGAAGCAGACACCCUGGCCGCGGGGGGCCCAGGUCUACUUCCUCUAUACUGUCUCCCUUCUGCUCCCUUAUCCCUGAUUUCCUUCCUAAUCACUACUAAACUCCUGCCUCUCUCCUAUUCCCUUACCUGUGAUGACAUAACUAUAAAGAAAGCAGACCCUGUGGUCGCGGGGGGCCCAAGUCUACUUUCUCUAUACGGUCUCCUCCUACUCCCUUUCCAGCCCCAUUCUCUAUUCUCUCCCAGCACCUUUCCUUGCCUGUUCCCAUUUUCUGUGUAUGUGUGUUCUGUGUUGAGUGUUGUGUGUGCUGUGUGUGUAUGAGUAUUUUGUGUGUAUGAGUG
This is a messenger RNA of Xenopus laevis (African clawed frog), 2201 nucleotides long. RefSeq names its product protein kinase C theta type-like. The coding region runs from base 228 to 1124 and encodes 298 amino acids. NCBI's taxonomy places the organism in Eukaryota, Metazoa, Chordata, Amphibia, Anura, Pipidae. The record is from RefSeq and is a predicted model, not a curated record. The transcript is spliced from 9 exons.